AUGGCUGAUCGCCGCGACUUAAUUGGGUGUACAGUAAUGUUUGAGAUGGCAGAAAAAGGAAUUGUCCCAAUUACAUUCACAAUUAAUGGAAGACCUAUCACCAAUGUGCUUUUUUGUAUUGCGUUUGAUCAGGAGGACUUGAAACUCUUUCCAUUUGUCAGCAUGGGUCACGAAGGAGUCGUUGUCGCUGCUAGGGUAUGUAAUUUGCAAAAGACAUUCAUUUAGUCAGUAGCUUGGGUCAUUUGAUAGUCUUCUCACAUGAGAGCGACAGUCACCCAUCAAAGUUGGCAGUUUAGUCAUUACUAUAACAAAAAAAAUUGGCUAUUUUUGUUCUGAUUUCAGCACUAAUAGGUUCAGUGUAACAGGACGGUAUGCGUCAUGCCUAAGUAAUUGGACAGUACGCACCAUCGUAGGCGGGCACUUGAAUGGGUCUUUAUACUUAAUAUUUAAACUCUCGGAAUAUCCCGUGUUUUAAUUAAGUUACAAAAGCUCAAAAUGUCAUAAAUUUUGUUACAGUUAUGAUUAAUUGGUAACAGAACUUCGUGUCGUCCAAUUCGGUCUAUAAUCAUACUCGUGUUACACAAAUCAAACUCCCGCUACGCGGUCGUCCGACUUUGAUAAUCACUCGCAUGAUUACAGACCGAACUGGAUUCCACUUAUUCCUAUUACCAUUAUUUUAGCUUGAAGCGGAAUAAUCUAAAUCUAAUUAACGGAUCGAUGCUAAGACAUUUAGGACAAAUUCAACCAGUUGGAAUCGCCUGGAAAUUGGCUGAAACAUACAAAGAAGGCACGGAUGGAAAAACUUAGAGAAAAUUAAAGCAGAUUGCGAUGGUGUUUUUUAAAAAAGUCUGACAGUUUUUCAGAUCUCUUUUUCUUUUUUUGUUGUAACGUUUAAUAUAAUAACGUUGAGACAUUAAUAUCAGUUAUAUCUGUUUUACACGAAGCUAUGUUUUUGUCAGAAAUUUCUAAGGUGAGGUUCCAUGGCGAAUAACGACACUUAAUGAGCUAAACUGCAGUGACAUAGCCCACUUUAACCCAUUAUCAUUAUUUUAAUAAUAAUAAUAAUAAUAAUAAUAAUAAUAAUGGUAUAGAUCAUAAUCAUCCUCACAAUCAUAAUUACAGUCAAAUUAAUGAUCCUGAUCAUGAUCAUGAACAUGAUAAUGAUAAUUUUUUAAUGAUAUUUUUUCUUAGAUGAGGCAUCGUGACAAUAUAGAUGGCAUCCCCUAUCUCCCUGCAAAUGAAGCAACAAAUAACAAAAAUAUCACAUCAUUUGAUUCAAAGUUCGGU
Porites lobata is the source of this 1287-nucleotide messenger RNA. NCBI's taxonomy places the organism in Eukaryota, Metazoa, Cnidaria, Anthozoa, Scleractinia, Poritidae. The record is from the annotation of a GenBank genome assembly.